GAUAAGUCGUGUAAAGUGUUCUGUUUGUUUUAAAAGUACCUCACAAGAUAAUACAAAAGAGAUGUUUUCAAACAACUUAACUACGACAUUUAGUUAUCUGUCUUUGGAAACCCGAACUUACAUCAAUAGGCUUGCUACAAAGUUGAAUGGACUAAAAAGAAACUUCGGUAAAUUGAUGAUAUAUUUAGAACCAGGCGAUGAAUGGCCAAAUGUGAUUGUGGCAUAUCCAGAUCCUAGAAACCCAUGCUGGUAUUGUGAAAUUUUUGAUUCUACCGAUUGGUCAGAAGAAGCCUUAAACGGAACAAUAAAUUUACCUAUUUUUAUUAAUAGACUGUACAAAAUGAGAGAAAACGUUAAUUAUGAUUCACCCCUAAUGCAAAUCGUUAUUUAUGUGAGAGGAAAGUUAGUGUUUGAUGAUCCAAUGUUUCUUUUUCGUAGAAUACCAACAGUACUAUAUGAGCGUGGUGGUUAUCAUCUUAAUAACGAAGGCCGUAAUGAUACUAUAAACCAGCUACUUAACAUGACAGAAUUCGACAAAAAGACAUUUUUAGAUUUCCUAAAGAGAAUUAGAUUCUACCCCAUUGAAUAUAUCCGUGAUUUUGAUCGGUUAGAUAGAUACAAUGCCAUUCUUACACAAGCUUUUAAUCCAGGAAUAGCUACCGAGUCCUUCGACGCUAUUUUCACAAAAAUCGAUUCUUGUUUUGAAAAUGGUUCCAAUAAGGAUUGUGAUUUUGAUGUUAAUUUAGAAUUAUUUCGAGGUUAUCAAAUCCAUUUUGCUGUCCAUCCUGAAUUAUUAGUAGAAUUUUUCAAAAGCACCACAAAGAGAAUUUUAUACAUCAAAACUGAAUCGUCUUUUCUGACUAUUUUAAGAAUAAUUGAUCUCCUUUCCAAGGAAGAAAUAUUUUUGCCUUCCAGAAAUAAAUUUAACUUCACCGAAUGUUUAACAUACUGGCUAAAUUCACACCAUAAUAUAUUUAUAAUAGAAGAUACAACAUCGAUGGAAACAAUGCUUUCUGAACUAUCACUCGUAUUAAGCAGAGACUCUAAAUUUAGUAAUAGCAACAAAAAGGUAAUUUUAGUAAACCAAAGUCACCAAAUAUCAAAUAAUGCCCUUCAAACUAUUGAUAGUUUUGAUGAUAAAGGGUGGUUCACUGAUUUGAGCGAGGAUGUUCAAAAUUAUUUAGUGACCAGAGAAAUAUCUUUUCAAGGCUUCUAUGUCAAAUUAGAGGAUGUUCUGGAUAAAAAUACCCUUUUAAAAACUCUUGAUGCGCCCACCCUAGAGAGGCUAAUUCAAGGUUGGAAAUUGACAAUUGAUUUUACGAACAAAUUUACUCAUAUGUUUCCUGACACGUUAAAAAGGACGUUAAGAAGACAGCUUGUCAACAGAGAUGUGCUUAAUAGUGAUUUUUUAUCUAACAAUUUAGUACUUUUAUCAAAUAUUACUGCAGAAGGUCUAUCAAAAUUAAAAAUAGAAGCUGUUCCGUAUAGUGAAUGUGAAAAUCAUAAAAGUGGACUUUUCAUCUUUAACAAUUCCGAAGAAAAUUUAAAUAAAUUUCAUAAACUUUGCGGAGAUAGAACUGAGAAAGCAAUUUACUGGUUAGAGUAUAAAGAGUCCAAAGAGAGAGAAGAAAGUCUAUUAUUUUUAAAAGACUUUUCUGGGAAUACUGACAGUUUUCUGGAAAACUUAGAAGAUUUGCCUUUCUCGGAAGAAAUGGAAGUGCAUACGUAUGUACCAAAUAAUAAAGUUAAUAUUGUCACUGCCUUACCCGGUAUGCGAAAAAAUGAAUUUGUUCGUGGAUACUUGUCAGGGGCAUUUAAAUUAAACAAUCUAACUUACUGGGUAUUUUUCGACAUUUUUUUGGAAAAUGAAGGAUUGGAUAGACUUUCAAAACAAUUUUUAAACAAAUUCGACUAUUCUCGCCUGAUAAUUUUCUGCAACUUUGAGAACCUAGUCAAAUUAAAAACACAAGAUGUAGUUGUAAAACAAAUACAAUAUUUAGCUUCUAAAAAAUGUACAAUAUGGAUAACUUGUGACUUAGAAUCCAGAGUGAAGGUGCAAAUUCUAUUACAAACUGCAGCUUACAGAAUAAAUCCGUUAAAAGGCCCAGAAAAAUUUUACUAUUUUGUCAAAGAAACUUGCGGUCAUUAUUAUGAUGUAAUCCCAGAUUGGACAAAAACUAGGUACUACAAACUUAUGAAUAUAAUUGAUAUUUGUGACCGCGACAGAUAUUCUAAAAUCGAAUUUACAGCAUUUCCUGGCCAUCUUUACAGAUUAACAAGAAGACGUGGCGGAAGAAAUUUGCUCAGUAUACUUCAUUCGUUCAUUUAUUAUAAACUUUUUUACGACGGUAAUGAAAUAUAUCCCAUAGAAGAUAAAGAGAAUAUGUUAAAUUUACUCAAAAAAAUUGCCGCCAAUGAAUAUAAUCUGAUUGAACCAAAACUUUCAUACGGCAGUGUCGACGAAAGAAUAUUUAAACUUGAUUUAAUGUUUCUGGAAAAAGAAAAAAAAUUCAAUUGAUAAUACAUUUAUGGUUAAGGUCCUUACUGAAGAUGAAUAUUCACUAAUAAGAAAGAUUUUGAAUGAUAUGACUGUUCAUCCAGACGAUACAUGUUUAAAAUAUAAUAAUAUAUUCAAAGAUAAAAAUUCCUGGCUGGUUAUUGGGAAAUUGACUAAGGAAGGUAAUAAAAACCUGGCUAAAUUUCUAACCGAUGAUUUUUUUCGAUUGGAUUGAAACCUUUAUAUUGUAUUUUAUUUUUAAAACCCAAAAAUGUAGUUUACUGUUUUAUUAAAUAAAAUUCUUAUGUACUUAACUAUGUUACUGUAAAGAGUGGUCUGAAUAAUU
Sitophilus oryzae (rice weevil) is the source of this 2843-nucleotide messenger RNA. RefSeq lists its product as uncharacterized. The transcript has 2 exons. The coding region runs from base 62 to 2518 and encodes 818 amino acids. The record is from RefSeq and is a predicted model, not a curated record. Lineage: Eukaryota; Metazoa; Arthropoda; Insecta; Coleoptera; Curculionidae.